AUGAAUGCUCUUCGGCUAUCCUCCCGUUACGCUCCGCGAGCCUUUGGAUUGACAAGAAAUGUCAAGUCAACCCCAAGCUUGAACUCUUACCGUGCCUUUGCCAGUGGCUCCGGAAACGUCCCCGUUGCUAGUGGUGUUCCAGAACUUCACGAGCUUGGAAGUGUCGACACUGGAUUCUACGAUGAUCGUAUUGACAAAGUGAAAGAACCAGAAAGACGUGCAUUUGCUUACAUGAUGCUUACAACUGUCAGAUUUGCCUAUGCAUCUGCCGCCCGAUUGCUUGUCGUGAAGUGCGUCGCCUCUUUAAGUAUUUCUGCUUCCGCUGCUGCUUUGGCGACUGCUGAUUUCGAUCUCAGCGAGGUCGAGUUCGGUGAGACUAUUACUGUCAAGUGGCGUGGAAAGCCUAUUUUCAUUAGGCGCCGAAAGCCAGAAGAAAUCGAUGAAGUCCGGGCAGUCCCCAUGAGCCAUCUUCGUGAUCAAGAGGCCGAUGAAGACCGUGUUACUAACCCUGAAUGGAUUAUUGUAUUGGCUAUCUGCCCUCACUUGGGAUGCGUACCAGUAUCAAAUGCUGGAGAAUACAAUGGAUGGUUUUGCCCGUGCCACGGGUCGCACUACGACAUCAGUGGACGUAUCCGCAAGGGACCUGCCCCAUUGAAUCUCGAAGUUCCUCCUUACAAGUUCAUGGAUGAGAAGAACCUUCUCAUUGGAUAA
This is a messenger RNA of Cylindrotheca closterium, 711 nucleotides long. The record is from the annotation of a GenBank genome assembly. Lineage: Eukaryota; Bacillariophyta; Bacillariophyceae; Bacillariales; Bacillariaceae.